AGAGAAAAACUCUGCAAUAGAGGUCCUUCCUCAACAGAAACCUCCUCGAAUCUACAGUUGUGUCUUAAAUUCCUUGACAGGCGUGUCGAAAUCAGGCCUUCUUCGACUGGGCUCCUCGCUGUCGCCAUUCUUCCAUUCCUUCUCCAAGUCCAGUGUUUCUGUCACACUCAUCGCUCCCGCCGCAUCAUCACCUGCCUAACGAGCCAUGCACAACAGACGGGCAGUACUAUCAACUACAUUUGUCCCUCCGAGGAUUUGUCACUCGUCCCAAACACUUUUCGAUCCUCCAUGAAGUUCAACAGCGACAGGAGCUAUAAAGCUCCUCUCCAAUGGCCGAGUGAUCAAUCGCAUGACGAUUGACACACGGAACUAGUCUACAGGGUUAGGGUCCCUCCAACAUCCUCGGUACUUGGCACCACGGCAUUUGACGGCAUCACGACGCGGGGUUCGGAUGUUGUUCUCAGGACAGCCAGGGGUUUACUUCCUCGACCCAUCCCUUCAUAGAAUAAAGUGCCUCCAGAUACCACCGAUACAGCUUCUUUCGUACAAGCUUCUCACCAAUAUCCAGAUCCAUCAAAGAAACGAAAAAAUGGCCAGCUUUUCAACGGCCCAAGACCUCUUCAUCCCUCUCGGCAAGGAUGGCCAACGCAUGUCGUACCGCCUCCUCGGCCCUUCGCCUUCUUCCUCCGGCAAGAUCCCCCUCGUCAUGCUCAUGGGCUUUCGCGGCACCAUGGACCAAUGGGACCCGGCUCUAAUCGACCCUCUCGCCGCCCAACGGCCCGUCAUCCUCACAGACAUCCCCGGCGUCGGCCGCUCCGAGGGCGCCGUUCCUCUUUCCAUCACUGAAUGGGCGCAGAGCGUUGUCGAUUUGCUCAUCGUCAUGAGGAUUCCGCAAGUGGACGUCUUCGGAUACUCCAUGGGCGGAUGCAAUGCCCAGAUGGUGGCGCUGAUUGCCGAAGAAUAUUCAGGAGGCAAAGUGAAGGUGAGGAGGUUGGUGUUGGCGGGGACUACACCUAGCGAUGGACAGGGGGUCAAGAGAUUCAAGCGUGAGGAGCUGGAGGCUUUCCAGAGGCUGGCGGCGGCCCAGACCGUGGAGCAGCAGAAAGAGGCGUUUAUGAAGGGCUUCUUUGGACGGUGUUCGGAAAAGAGCUGGGCGGAGGGGAAAAAGAGUUGGAAGAGGAUUGCUGGUGCGAGGAAGAAGACGAUGGGGCAGUUAGGGAAGGAAGGGUCGAGGAGGCAGGGCAUUGCGUUUGCCAAGUUCAUGGGGGAGGGUAGUUUGGAGAAGUUGAAGGGGUUGAAGAUGCCGGUGCUAAUUGCCAAUGGGUGUCAAGACUUGCUCUUGCCAACGGAAAACAGCUAUUUGAUGUACAAGACACUACCGAAUGCGUAUCUGCACCUAUACCCCGACUCUGGACACGGCUUUUUGUAUCAGUACGCGGAUCACUUUUCGUCCUUGGUCAAUCUGUUCCUGGAUGGUGAGAAGUUGGGUGCCACCCUCACCCCCAGCAAGCUAUAGCAGAAAGGCCAAGAACACCACGCAUUUCCUGACCACUGCCCUCGAAAGAAAAAUUGGUUGAUGGGGGACCGCGAGGUGCUUGAUUCAUAAUCUGCCAACGAUUCUUUUUGCGUGGUACGCGGAAUGAAGGAGCAAGCAGGUGUGCUGUGUGGCUCAUCUUUCCUUUGUCGGCACAGGAUCCCUUAUUCUCAACAUUAAUCCAAUAACCUCCCAGUUUGUACCUCCAUAGCUCCUUUCUCGCCCCUUGUCAGCCCCUUGACGACCCCUAGGUCAUCAUCUGAAUCCUCUUUCCAUGUAUUCUUCUCCUAUCCUUUAACAUUCCUGCCCUUCCAUCCUUCAAGCAACGCAAAUACCACCGCAAUCCGCACCACCAUUCUCAGGAUCGCAAUCAUCCCUAGGAUCAUCCACACAAGUCAGCCCUUUAGGGCACAAAGUGCCCAAGAAUCCGCCGCAGACCAGCGGCUCGAUGCAGACGCCGCCACAGUCGGCACCUCCCUUCUUCGGGUCGCAAUCAUCGCGCGGGUCGUCGACGCAGAUCUGCUUCGCGUCGGCGCAAGGAAUGGCGGCGAACCCGCCGCAGAAGGCGCCGGCCUUGAAGCAUGUACCCUUGAUGGAGAUUUGGCCGGGGAGGCACUUGUUGAUGUCGGUGUAGGAGGAGGAGUCCCUGGGGAUGGUGGUGGCCGAAGAAGCGGUGGCCAGGAGGGAGAGGAGUGUGGUCUUGAAGAGCAUUUUGGUGUGUUGGCUUGCGUGGGUUAUGUCUGGAAGUUGUGAGUCAAUGAACCUUUUGAUUCGUGUUUGUCGCCCGUAUCUGGCCUCACCUUGUUAAUUGUUGGUUGUUGUCGUUAUUGUUGGAGAUAUUAAGCUGCGAAAGCUGGUUGUGAUGUCGAGUUGUUUUGUUUGAUGUUGAUGAGAUGAUGUGAUUGAUCUCUGGGACUGGCAGUCUUUAUACUGGAAUGAAGACGAGGGAGUACUGACACAUACACCAGUGUGUGGCUGCCCAUGUUGAC
Messenger RNA from Neurospora crassa OR74A, 2523 nucleotides. RefSeq lists its product as hypothetical. The transcript is spliced from 2 exons. The record is from RefSeq and is a predicted model, not a curated record. Bases 452 to 1516 code for a protein of 354 amino acids. Lineage: Eukaryota; Fungi; Ascomycota; Sordariomycetes; Sordariales; Sordariaceae.